AUGUCAAAGAACACCAACAUCCUCAAGAAGUCAAGGGCAAGUAUUAUUGCAAAGAAUAGCGCCAACACCAACAGCAUUGCUCAGUUGAAACUGGUUGAGCACAACCCCAGUGAUGACCUCGAGUCACUGUUCUACAUUUUUUUCAAAUUCGUUUCAAAGUAUGGGGGUGUGCACAGUGCAGUUGCUCCAACUUGGGAUAAGACAACUAUGCCAUGGGCGGAUGCUUACAAGAAUUUGGGUGCUACAAGCAGUUUGCUUGCCACCUUUUUGGCAAAGAAGGGAGCCAUGUCCGAAAGUGAUAUUCUGAUAGACAGGGUAUCAGACUACUUUGCAGAAUUCAAGCCCAUUGUUGACGAAUGGCACAAUCAAAUUUAUCGCAUGAAGUCCAAUCUCAACGGGGCCAUUGUUCACGAUCACAUCUUCCAAAUGCUUGUCAAAUUCAUUAUGAAACUUGACGAUGAAAAACCCACCCCAUUGCCCUCUCCAGUAGCUCCCCCUGGUGCCCCCCCCCCCCUGCCCCCCCCCGGUGCUCCCCCCCCCUGCUCCCCCUGUGCUCCCCCUGGUGCCCCAAGUCAUACUGGAGCUCCCCCCACAGCAGGAUCUUCACUCCAUCGUUCAUUAAGGCUCAGCACACUGGCAGGCCAGACCUAA
Suillus paluster is the source of this 651-nucleotide messenger RNA. RefSeq lists its product as uncharacterized. The transcript has a single exon. The record is from RefSeq and is a predicted model, not a curated record. Lineage: Eukaryota; Fungi; Basidiomycota; Agaricomycetes; Boletales; Suillaceae. The coding region runs from base 1 to 651 and encodes 216 amino acids.